Messenger RNA from Sceloporus undulatus (fence lizard), 3233 nucleotides. RefSeq names its product decapping mRNA 1B (gene DCP1B). The transcript is spliced from 9 exons. Bases 4 to 1863 code for a protein of 619 amino acids. The record is from RefSeq and is a predicted model, not a curated record. Gene Ontology annotation, molecular function: mRNA binding; enzyme activator activity. Gene Ontology annotation, biological process: positive regulation of catalytic activity; deadenylation-independent decapping of nuclear-transcribed mRNA; deadenylation-dependent decapping of nuclear-transcribed mRNA. NCBI's taxonomy places the organism in Eukaryota, Metazoa, Chordata, Lepidosauria, Squamata, Phrynosomatidae. Gene Ontology annotation, cellular component: P-body.
AAGAUGGCGGCGGCUGCGGCUGCUGCUGCUGCGGCUGGAGCUGCUCCGGCGGCGGUUGCGGGGGCCGCUCCGCUGGGGAAGGGGCUGGACAUCAGCCUGGCGGCCCUGCAGCGCCAGGACCCCUACAUCAGCGGCAUCGUGGACGUGGCCAGCCAGGUGGCGCUCUACACCUUCGGGCACCGCGCCAACGAAUGGGAGAAGACUGAUGUGGAAGGAACACUGUUUGUUUACGCAAGAACAGCUUCACCGAAGUAUGGAUUCACCAUUAUGAACAGACUGAGCAUGGAAAAUCGGACAGAACCCAUAACUAAGGAUCUGGACUUCCAACUACAGGACCCUUUCCUUCUUUACAGAAAUGCCAGAUUGUCCAUUUAUGGAAUUUGGUUUUAUGAUAAAGAAGAAUGUCAAAGAAUUGCAGAGCUCAUGAAAAAUUUAACUCAGCAAGAACAACUGAAAGCACAGCAGGGGACUGGCAUGGGAAUUUCCCCUGUUAGCCUGACUUCAGGUGACAACAAAGAAGUGGAUAUCCUACGGAUGCUCACUAAAGCCAAAGAUGAAUAUACCAAGUGCAAGGCAUGUUCUGAGCCCAAACAAAUAACCAGCUCUUCUGCUAUAUACAACAACCCAAACUUGAUCAAACCAAUCCCAGUGAAGCCUAGUGAAACUCAGCACCAGCAUAACACAGAUCCUGAACCACAGCACUUAUCCCUAACAACACUCUUUGGAAAGCAGGAAAAAUCUAGCAUGUACCAAGAUGCCUCCGACCUGUCACAGAAGCUUCUGCAAGAUAACUUUCCUCCCAGGCAGGGAGUUGUCCGCUCUUUGUCCUACGAGGAGCCUGGCAGGCAUUCGCCCACAACAGAGAAGCAGCUUUGCCCAGCCAUUCAAAAACUCAUGGUGCAUGGCGGGGCUGAGCUUCACCCAGUUUCUGAACUCCCUGAAAAUCGACUGUGUGAGAAUGGCAGCCUCCAUACUGGAGGCAAGGUUUUUACCGGACUCUUCCAGCCCAUGGCUUCUCAUGGUGUUUGUAGGACGUCUCAUCCGGUCCGCAAUGCAGCCAGCACUCAGAGCCUGCUGCAGCAACUGCAGGGUCAGUCAGGACAGGUAACUAAAAUGGAGACCAGCAACUCAGUGCCGCCAUGCUCAGCUGCACCCAUCUUCAGCAGAACUGCUCCUCCUCCUUCAAUAGCCCAGGUCAAGAGUGUGACACAGCCACCUGUGAUGUAUUUCAAUGGCUCUGUCCCAAGCCAGACUUUGGGGUCUCCUCCAGUCCUUGGCAAAGAACAAUCCAAACUUCCUGGGCAAUCCCUUCCUCUCUCUGGGAACCCAUCUGGCAACUCUGGAGUAAUUUCACCACAGGAGUUGCUAAAGAAACUCCAGAUUGUUCAGCAGGAGCAACAGUUACAUGUCUCCAGUCGGCCAACCUUGGCAGCUAAGUUUCCUGUAGUUACUCAGAGCACUACCUCUCUGAAACCAUUGGAUUCCUGGAUGGACAAAGCUUCGAACACAGAAAAGCAGCUCCCUCUUUUUCAGGUUAUCUCACCACAGCGGAUUCCUGCAACCAUAGCUCCAUCACUCCUGAUGUCCCCAAUGGUGUUUAGUCAGUCUGCCCCAGCUCCACCAAAUCCAAAUGAAAGUGGAUGGCUGCCAGUUGUGAACCAAGAAGCUAUUUCUAGUUCAGGAAGCCUUCUCCUGCCUCUGCAUAACCCUGAACCCCCCAUUGGAAACAGCAGUCCACUGACAAAGCUGCAGCUGCAGGAAACAUUACUGCAUCUGAUCCAGAAUGAUGACAACUUCCUAAACAUCAUCUACGACGCAUACCUUCUCAGCGUGAGAAAAGCAGUCCUGAAAAAGCCUAUGUAAAGCAUAAUUUUUUAAACCAGUGUAUGCCCUGAACUUGCCUUUUUAAAAAUAAUUACUGUUACAGGAAAUGAGAAGCCCUUGGCUUUCUGCAACCUUUCAGUGCUUUUUAGCAAGCAGGUGAUGUCCUGAGAAAUCAGUGGGUGGGAACUGAUAGUGCCUUGCUGGAGCUGGGACUCGAUCACAAAUUUGAAAUACCUUAUAAUGUUUUUUCUAACAUGAGCUCCUAUGCCAGAUUGCAUAAAUUUUGAAAUUUUGUCUUUGGCUUUCCGAUCCUUUGGUAUGUUUCCUUUAAAAUUCAUGUUGGACAUUUGCUCCCUGGGUACUUUGCUGGGAAUUUCCCCCUUCAUACAAAAGAAAUUCUUGUAUUAUGCAGUAAAAUCUGCAAAGAAUGGUAGUUGUUGCUGAUCAACAGAUGAUAGCCUAGGACAGUUGUUUAAAGAAACUGAAGAUGUCCUGAGAGUUUGGACUGGAAGGCAGAUCAUUGUUUUAUAGAGCUAAAUGACCAUGCUAGAGCCACAUUCCUUCCUAUGAUUUUGCCCACUGUCAUCCGAAUUCAUAGGUCAUUGAAGUUAUAUAGAAACCUACAAGCACGUUUGACCAGAGAUGUCAACAGGGUAGAAGUACAAGGGACAAUAUGAGAAAUGAUGUCUCUUACAUACCAAUUUCAGUUAUUCAAUCAAUCAAUUUGUAUUUGUCCUCUAUAAAUUCCCAGCAGGCCACUGGUUUUAAAUAUGGCAAGGCACAAAAUGGGCUACCCUGGAAAAGAGAACAUGGGAAGGGUGAAAAGAAGACUUGUUGUGCCAUGGAUCCAAGAGGACCUGGUGUACCUAUGCGUUGCUUGGUAACACAAACAUGUCACUUAUCCCCACACUGUGUACAUCAGAGAGAGAGGGGCAGUCCUCAACAUAGAAAGUUGAGCACACAAAAUUCCCAUUAAAAUCAAUGUGCGCUGAUAGGAUUCCACUGAUCUGCAAAAUGCUUGCUGCAACUCAGUCCCAAAUGACCUACAGUGUGCUAAUGAUGAGAUAAGUCUAAUUUUCUCUUUUUUAAAACAAGCAGACCUCCUUUUGUAAGCAAAUAUUUUUCUAUUUUGUGACUGGACUAUUCAUAGCAGGCAGCAGAUGAAGAAAUUUUAGCCCGUAGAAGGUAGGCCUUAGUUUCCAGCUGUCUUGCUGUUUGGUGUAGUUAUAAGCCAUUGUGAGGCUGUGAUGCUUCUCUGUGCUUCUAGAAGAUAGCUACAUCAUUUUAACACAUUUUGUUGAAACUCGCAAAAUUAAUGAUGAAUAGUGUCAUUUUCACAGUGUUCCAUGAGCAGAUGGACAAUGGUUUCAAUUACUCAUUUGCAAUAAAAAUAAAAAGAGUAUACAGAU